Molecule: messenger RNA, 1023 nt
Organism: Ascochyta rabiei
Lineage: Eukaryota; Fungi; Ascomycota; Dothideomycetes; Pleosporales; Didymellaceae
Exons: 1
Coding region: 1-1023 (340 amino acids)
Biological process (GO): canonical NF-kappaB signal transduction
Source: RefSeq, a predicted model, not a curated record
AUGGAGGACCAGGCUGACGACGCCUCCAAGACGGAUGCCUACACCACAGCCAAGCCUUCCAAAUUCCACUUCAAAUCCUCGUCAUCACGCCGCAAAACGCGCCACGACCGUGAAACUUCCUCCCAAGACAAAGAGGAGCGAUCCUCGAAGCGUCAGAGGUCGGAAGACGACGACGGUGCAAGGCGCAGUCGCCACGACUCUCGGCGCAAACACAAGCAUCGACAUCGCGAAGACCGCCAUCCCACAUCAACUUUUGACGGCGACUACUACGACCCGGAUCAUCGGUACCGCGAGUCACUCUUCGAUCAUGUGGAUACCAACGAGAACGAGGUUUUUCGCGAGUCUCUUUUCGACGCCCUUGCCGACGACGAAGGCGCCGCGUACUGGGAAGGCGUCUACGGGCAGCCCAUCAACAUCUACCCCACUGAGAAGCCCGGUUCAGAUGGAAAACUGGAGCGUAUGACCGAGGACGAAUAUGCAGAUUUUGUGCGCACCAAAAUGUGGGAGAAGAGCCACCAGCAUAUUGUCGAGGAGCGUGAAGCCAGGGAGAAAGCGCGACAGGAAAGGAAGAAACAACGCUCUAAGUAUGACGAGGAAGCAGGGAGAGGGGAAAAGGAGAGGGAAGGCAUCAGGCGGCAGAUGGAGGAGAGUUUACGGAGGGGCGAGGAAAGGAAGAGGGCGAAGCAGGCAGCAGCAGCAUGGGAGACCUACAACACCAAGUGGGACUAUCUAAGCCGCGCAGAGAACACAGCCGAGACUGAGGAUACCAAGAUCAGGGAGCUGAUACCAUGGCCGGUUCUUUCUGGCAACUCAAAGCAUGUCGACAAGGAAGAGAUUGAGCGCUUCCUACGAGCUUCGUUGGCUUGGAAGGAAGACUCGAGUGCCCUGCUCAAGACUGAAAGAGUGCGCUGGCACCCAGAUAAGAUGCAGCGGCGUUUUGGACAGCACAUUGACGAGGAGACGAUCCGGACUGUGACUGCGGUUUUCCAAAUCAUCGAUCAGAUGUGGAAUGCUCUGAGAUGA